CCAUUUUUCGCAUUUUGUAAUUUUUGUAAAGUAUAUACUGUCUUUUGGGAUUUUCGCCUUUUAGUUCAUCGAAUUUCUGGUUGUGUGGUUUGUUUCCUCUUCUGGGCUUUCUUCCCUCGAUUGAUUUCGUUUCGUAAAACGCUCCUUUCGAGUUUCGAUCGCCUUUCUCCCAACAGAGAGAAAAGCUUCGAGCUCGAGAGAAUAUAUCCAUGGGUUCUUCCCCUGUUCAGGGUCGGUUCGAUAUCUUCGAAAUUUAUCGCAGGUUUUGUGACAUUCGAUCAGGUCGAGCUUUGUGUAAUAUUUAUAAAAACGACGAGGAAACACAAAGAACUAAUUAUUCUAAAGAAGCUUUAACUCACCUCAUGAGUCUUGUCGAGAACAAGUUUCAGGCUAGGAACUCCGUUUUUGAUGAAUUGUUCAAGUUGAUGUCACGCCUGGACUUAAUGGUGGACUUCUCCGAGUUUACUCGCUUCUAUGAUUUCGUUUUCUUUAUGUGCCGUGAGAAUGGACAGAAGAGUAUAACUGUAGCUAAAGCUAUUACCGCAUGGAAACUGGUUUUGGUUGGGAGAUUUAGAUUACUUAACCGCUGGUGUGAUUUCAUCGAGAAAAAUCAACGGUACACUAUUUCAGAAGAUACAUGGCAACAGGUCUUGGCCUUUAGUCGUUGUGUACAUGAGAAUCUUGAAGGAUAUGACUCCGAAGGUGCUUGGCCUGUCCUCAUCGAUGAAUUUGUUGAGCAUAUGUACAGCAUUUUAGGACCGAAUAAGAACACUAGCUUGUCCUGUAACUGUGGUGACACAGAAUCUGAAUCAUGCCUUUAUGAAGAUCGUCUUUCAAAUGAGCAUCACAAAGAAUAUAGCCGAUACCACACGGGUUUAAGAAGUGUUCCAGGGCUAAAGAGAAAAACACCUAAAGACUACAAUGAAGAAGAAGAUGAUGACGAUGAUGAAGUAUCUGAAAGUCGAUACACGUAUUCGUCGCCGUACUUGAAACGAAUGAGAUCCGAGGACAGUCCAAGAUGUUCAUCCAAGUCGUAUUGUGUAAUUGAGCGAAGUCUCUCUCAAGGGUUUGCGAGUCUUUUAUCGACUGGUGAUAAGCCGUGAAACACAAGAAACCAUCUCAGACAAAGCAAUUGAUUAUAUACAAAACAAAAAAGAGGUCUCAGGUUAACGGUGAGUUCUUGUUUGUUGUGAGCUAUUUAAUACUUGUUUCCCAAUCGAUUUAUACACUGAGUUUUCAUCUUACAUUUUCGAGUUUUAGAGCAAAAAGAUGACUGUUCGCUGUGAUAUCUAAUGUUAAAUUUUCUUGAGAAAUUUCAAUGUUACGG
Messenger RNA from Eruca vesicaria subsp. sativa (arugula), 1327 nucleotides. The record is from the annotation of a GenBank genome assembly. Lineage: Eukaryota; Viridiplantae; Streptophyta; Magnoliopsida; Brassicales; Brassicaceae.